CAUUACUCUUUUAAAAUUUUAUUCUCUUUGUAUUUCUGUAAUGUGUAUACAUAUAUAAAUGUAAAUUGGUCAUCAUUAUUCACCACCGAACACAUUCACACACAAAAAAUGUCAUUCCCUUCACUCUUUUAUGCAUACUUCUUAAUCUUAUUAUCAUCGUUUCAAACUACUCACAACAUAAAUCUAAGCCCCUCACCAGCUCCAAAUCCAGUUUCUUAUGAUGAUACCGACAAUGCCUUAAGCGUCUUCGACGUGACUUCGUUUGGAGCCAUCGGUGAUUGCAGAACGGACGAUACUUCAGCAUUCAAUAUGGCAUGGGACAUGGCAUGUAUGAGCGCUGAUGUUGAUUCAGCCGUGCUUCUUGUCCCUAACACCUUCUGUUUCUUGGUGAAGCCAACCAGUUUCAAUGGUCCUUGCAGAACCCGCCUUACAUUACAAAUCGAUGGAACCAUUGUGUCACCGGAUGGACCAAAGUCAUGGCCGUGGAAUUACAAGAGACAGUGGUUAAUGUUUUACAGAGUGAAUGGAUUAUCAAUUCAAGGCUCUGGUCUUAUCAAUGGCCGGAUUAACUUCAAGAACAGUGGCCAGUUCCAUGUAAGGUUUGACAAUUGCAGUGAUGUGGUUGUAGAUUCCCUGACAAUCAAGGCAGCAGCUUCUAGUCCCAACACUGAUGGGAUCCACAUUGAGAAUACACAUAAUGUUCAGAUUCUCAAUUCCAUCAUUUCCAACGGAGAUGAUUGUAUUUCAAUCGGAGCCGGCUGUUUUAAUGUGGAUAUUAAGAAUAUUACGUGUGGUCCAAGCCAUGGGAUUAGCAUAGGGAGUCUUGGAGUCCACAACUCAAGUGCAUGGGUCUCGAACAUAACCGUAACAAAUUCAACAUUAUGGAACUCAGACAACGGCCUUCGGAUCAAAACAUGGCAAGGAGGGUCAGGCUUGGUUUCAAGAAUCGUGUUCCGAAACAUUUGGAUGGUGAACGUUCGUAACCCUUUAGUGAUAGACCAAUACUACUGCCAAACCAAGAACUGUCCCAACCAAACCAGCGCGGUCAUCAUCAGCGAUGUUCUGUAUGCAAACAUCAAAGGGACUUAUGAUCUUAGAAGCCCACCUAUUCAUUUUGGUUGCAGUGACUCUUUCCCCUGUACUAACUUGAGACUAGAGGAUAUUGACCUGUUUCCCUCAAAAGGCCAGCUUUUAGAAAGCCCUUUCUGCUGGAACGCGUACGGAAGCACGCAGACGAUUACAGUUCCACCUGUUUAUUGCCUCCUUCCUGGCUGC
Molecule: messenger RNA, 1275 nt
Organism: Thlaspi arvense
Lineage: Eukaryota; Viridiplantae; Streptophyta; Magnoliopsida; Brassicales; Brassicaceae
Source: the annotation of a GenBank genome assembly